GCAGGUCCGUCCCUGGGGCGGCCCUGCCAUCACUCCUCGCCGUCCCCAAUCAGGGGUGGGAGAUUUUGCAAUCAGCAGCGUUAUUUUUGUGCAGUUGGAGUUUAAACUUUGCCACUUGGGUCAGGGCACCAGGCAGGAGGAGGAGGAGGAGGUGGCUGAGCUCAGUGUCCACCCUGCUCUACACACCAAGGGAGUUGAGAAGACAGGACACAUCCGUGGGAGUGGGAUCUCACACAGCCAUGGCUUCUGGUGUGGGCAGCCGUGACGGCCUCGACCUGCUGGACCUGCUCUUCGAUGGGCAGGAUGGGAUCCUCCGUGGUGUGGAGCUGGGGACGCCGCAGGGUGCGUGGCACGAGGACAGGCGUGCCCAGGACAGUGAGGACUUCCUCAGCUCCAUCCUGGGCUCCAGGGACUCGGCGUCAGACUCACCCAGCUGGUCCCCGGCCACCAGUGACAGCGGGGUCUCUGAGGACCCCCCCUCUGACCAGCUCGACAGCCCCCCCAGGUGCUGUGAUGGGGGUCCCAGCGAGGGGGUCCUGUACCCCUACACCAAUACCUGUCAGGCUCUGCCUGUCGCGGGAGGAACUGGGGUCCUGCACCCCGAGGUCUCCAUUGACCUGGAUAUGUGGCACCCCAGCUUCUUCCUGGAGGAAAGCCAGGACCUUCCCAUGGUCUCCCCACCCACAUCCUGCACUCUAACCGUCAAGGAUCUUCUGCUCUCGGGCAGCUCCGAUGCUGGCCGUCACCUGGCCCCUGGUGCCCCGCAGCAGCAGCCGCCGGCGCCCAGCUCCCUGCUGCGGCAGAGCCAGGGCCACUUCCAGGAGCUGGUGCUGACUGAGGAUGAGAAGAAGCUGCUGGCGAAGGAAGGAGUGACCCUGCCCACCCAGCUGCCCCUCACCAAGUAUGAGGAGCGGGUGCUGAAGAAGAUCCGUCGGAAGAUCAGGAACAAGCAGUCAGCUCAGGAGAGCCGUAAGAAAAAGAAGGAGUAUAUCGACGGGCUGGAGAGCCGCAUGUCAGCGUGCACAGCUCAGAACCAGGAGCUGCAGAGGAAAGUUCUACACCUGGAGAAGCAGAACUCGUCACUCCUGGAACAGCUGAAGAAGCUCCAGGCCCUCGUGGUACAGUCAAGCAACAAGGCAGCACAGACAGGAACCUGCAUUGCGGUCCUGCUGCUCUCUUUCACACUCAUCGUCUUCCCCUCCAUCAGCCCCUUUGCCGCCAGGAAGGCUGAGGCAGAUGGUGACUUCAGACCUGUGCGAGUCUUCUCCAGGUCCCUGCACAACACGGCCGCGUCCCGUGUGGCUUACACACAGCCCCAAGGCGGGGACGAGAGACCCCCGGAGCCACUGUGGCCAGAGCACCCAGGCAAAGCCCCCGAGACCCUGCACGAAGCCUUUGGCAGCCGCACGUUCACCCCACGCCCAGACAAACCCUCCCCCCGGAACAACACGCAGCCGCUGGCCUCAGAGGGGCUGAGCCCUGGGCCUGGGGAUGGAGCUGAGGCCGUGCCAGGGGAUGGCACAGUGCCUCACCACGGCCUGGCAUCGCUGGCCUGGAGUGACACUGCCCACAGCAGGCCCACGGCGCUGGAGCCAGCUGAGGAGCUUUAAGCAGCACACAGGGACCACAGGGGAUGGCUCAGCACCUCAUCCCCUACACAACAAACCCUUGCGGUGACCUUUCUAGGAUCUGCCUCCAGGUGGGGCAGAUGCUGGACUCACUUGACUUUGCUUUUAUCUGUGAACUGGGAAGAUGAGACUGGUUCCCAGUGGCCCUGCUGGGAGGGAUGGGCCUGCUCCUGCCCCCCCAGGCACAGCAGGAGCUGUGGAAGGGACACAGGGUCACUUGGGCUGGGGACAGGGGAAGCAGAGGGGCCCUGGGCUGGCUGGCUAGCAAUGUGGCAACUGGUGGGUUUUGGGGUGGGUUUGUUUUUGUUUUGC
Messenger RNA from Colius striatus (speckled mousebird), 1940 nucleotides. RefSeq names its product cAMP responsive element binding protein 3 like 3 (gene CREB3L3). The record is from RefSeq and is a predicted model, not a curated record. Lineage: Eukaryota; Metazoa; Chordata; Aves; Coliiformes; Coliidae. The transcript has 10 exons. Gene Ontology annotation, molecular function: RNA polymerase II cis-regulatory region sequence-specific DNA binding; DNA-binding transcription factor activity, RNA polymerase II-specific. Gene Ontology annotation, cellular component: nucleus. The coding region runs from base 240 to 1610 and encodes 456 amino acids. Gene Ontology annotation, biological process: regulation of transcription by RNA polymerase II.